AUGAAGCAGGCUGCUGGUGUGAGUCUCGUAGCCCUCACGGCCGCGCAAGCGAUAUGGUACCGGCUGGGCCUGCGAGCUCCGUUUGCUUACAAUCGCGACCAAGUCUUUCAAGAGCACCCAAACUGGAGAGCCACAUACGACCGAACAGAUGGACCUGGUACAAUCAACGUCCUCGUCUACGGCGCAUCGACAUCAGUGGCACUAUAUACCGCGCAGAUGAUCUAG
Messenger RNA from Alternaria viburni, 225 nucleotides. RefSeq lists its product as uncharacterized. The record is from RefSeq and is a predicted model, not a curated record. Bases 1 to 225 code for a protein of 74 amino acids. The transcript is spliced from 2 exons. NCBI's taxonomy places the organism in Eukaryota, Fungi, Ascomycota, Dothideomycetes, Pleosporales, Pleosporaceae.